AUGGCACACUCCAAAUCAACAAAGCGGAAGCGAAGUGCUCAAGAGAAACUCUCUCAAAAGCACAUCAAGGUCGAAAAGGCAACAUCAGCUGUUGCUACGUUACCUGAAGAUGAGCGAGUCGAGAUCAAGCGCCUACAGACAGUAAUUUCGGAUGAGGAGCUAGACAUCACGAUCGAGACACUUACAACUCUAGCACAACAUCCAAGCUUGACAAAGUCCAAGCUCUGCAGGAACCUUCGGACGGCUGUCUAUGACUUCCGCCAAUCAUGUACCACCGGUGUCAAUGCCACCAAGGAUAGUGCCAACUUGACGGCGCGCGUGUCUGCCGCACUUGCUGAUGAGAGAUUCCUCGAAGCGAGGAUCUUGCUUGCCGAGAUGCGGCUCCGAAGAGAAGAGCCCAAACUGGGAGCGCUGUGUCGUUGGGUGCGAGAUCUUGACGUUGUGACGCAGCCAAAAGGCGUGAGCAUAGAUAAUCCGAAACGGUCGCCCAAAGACGAGGAGCUCCUCUGUGUACUAGAUGCUGUGCUACGUGUCAGCUGCCCAGUUGAUCACAGUGUCGGUGUCACGAAGCCUCUACCUGGAUCUUCCUCUCGCAUAGCAUUCCAAGCCACGUGGGAUGUACGUCCCUCUGUUCAGCCACAACACGUUUAUGAUUCUGUUCUGGAUCGGACUAUCUUCUCUUCGGUACCAAGCUCAGUCGCUUCUUCUCUUCGCAUCAUCGAGACAACACCUGGCCACCUCCGCAACCCCCCCAAUUACCAUCCAGCGGUUCUGUAUGCUUCUCAGCCCGAUACCGUUCUGCUGUCACCGGAAAUUCCCCAAAUAACGCUUCACAAGCAUCCGAACGUUCCCAAUCUCAGUCUUGCGACGAAUCUUCUUUCGCCUGAAGAAUGCAAAGCCAUCAUUGCUGUCGGCGAAACGGUCGGUUUCCUUCCAGACACGCCAAUACGCGAGGGUGGCGAUAGUAGUGUUUUGGCACACAACUUUUACUGGAUCAUCGAUACCGCAUUUCACGACAAGCUUUGGUCGCGAAUCGCUCCCUUUGUGCCAUCCUCGGUUGAUGGCCGCUUGGCCCGUGGCCUGAACAGACGUUUCCGCGUGUACCGAUAUGUUCCCGGCGCUGAAUACCGAUGCCAUAUCGACGGAGCUUGGCCACCCUCCGGCAUCCGACCAGACGAUACGUAUGUGUACGACGAUUCGCCUUUUGGAAAGAAGCAGAGCUCGUUAUUUACGUUCUUAUUGUAUCUCAACGAUGAGUUUGAAGGAGGAGAAACCACCUUUUUCAUCCCAGCACCCAUUGAAGGCACACUGAAUGCCUACCGAGUACGCCCUGUCAUGGGCGGCGUCGCCAUAUUUCCCCAUGGAGAGACGCGAGGGGCUUUGCUGCAUGAAGGAUCAAGCGUGACAAAGGGCGCCAAGUAUAUUAUAAGGACAGACAUUGAGUAUGAUAUAGAUCCCUCACAAUAG
Messenger RNA from Trichoderma citrinoviride, 1467 nucleotides. RefSeq lists its product as hypothetical. Gene Ontology annotation, molecular function: iron ion binding; L-ascorbic acid binding; procollagen-proline 4-dioxygenase activity. Gene Ontology annotation, cellular component: endoplasmic reticulum. The transcript has 2 exons. The coding region runs from base 1 to 1467 and encodes 488 amino acids. The record is from RefSeq and is a predicted model, not a curated record. NCBI's taxonomy places the organism in Eukaryota, Fungi, Ascomycota, Sordariomycetes, Hypocreales, Hypocreaceae. Gene Ontology annotation, biological process: peptidyl-proline hydroxylation to 4-hydroxy-L-proline.